This is a messenger RNA of Stegastes partitus (bicolor damselfish), 4065 nucleotides long. RefSeq names its product SITS-binding protein. Bases 1 to 2082 code for a protein of 693 amino acids. The record is from RefSeq and is a predicted model, not a curated record. The transcript is spliced from 10 exons. NCBI's taxonomy places the organism in Eukaryota, Metazoa, Chordata, Actinopteri, Pomacentridae.
AUGCCCCACGCUCGAAAUAGGAACCCUAGCCCCAUCCCAGAGGUAACAUGGGACACGGGAUUGAAGGAGAUGAACGAGACCUGGAAAGGAGCUAUAGCCUGUCUCGGGGUGGCCGUCUUCUUUGUAAUGACCAUCGGGAUCAUUUACUGGCAAGUGGUGGACCAGCCCAACAAGAACUGGAUCCUCAGGGGCACUUUUAGCGGACUGAUCUGGGAGAGGAGAACCCACUCGCUGGUCAUACAGACCCUGACGGAGGACAAGACCUACGUGGAAAUUGACGUCGGGAACGUGGGGAACCCCGACAUCGAGGUUCCCUUCGUGAGGAACCUGUGCUGGCUUAAUAAAACCGAGUUCUGCUAUACGUGGGACUCGGUGGCCGAGGUGAAGAUCUCGCUGGAGGUGAAUGAGGAUACGGAGACGGAGUGCUACAGUAUGACUUGGGCGCCGGUGCACUGUCAUGUGGAGCUGAAGGACUGCUUCUCCAUGACCAACGUGUCCUGGUACGGCGGUGCCAGCGUCCGCGGUCAGACGUGGCCCAUCAACGAUCAGAACGCCACCAUGCAGCCCUUCGUCGUCAGCGACCUGAAGGACAAUCCCUCCGGCUUCGGCUCGGCCCUGGAGCGCUACUUCCUGGGCUCGUCAGGUGUUGCGGUGCUCGUAUCCCCUGAUAUUCCCCUGCAGCUCGGCGUGGACAGCAGACAGCAGUUCUGCCUGCAGUCGCUGCCCAGUAUGGAGCGUCUGCCGCUGCAGUACACCGUGUGUGUGGCCCGCGACGUGAAGGCCGCGCACCAGGAAGCGCUGCAGCAACUCUCCGAGCACAGCAGGGAGCUGCCCAACACGAAGGCGCUGUGGCUGCCGUUCUGGAAGCUGCUCGCCAACGUGGAUUCGGGGCCGAAGGUGGAGAGGGAGCUGAGGACCUUCUCUAAUCGUCUGAGGAGACACCAGCUCGGGGAGGGAGUCAUCAGCCUCAACGAACAUUCCACCACCCUCCUCUCUGAUAUGGACCACGACUACCUCAACAGCAGGAGAAGGGGGAUGUCCAAGAGACUGACCAGGGACCUCCCACUUGUCAAGCUUCUUAACAUUUCCAUCACCCUGUCCCCUUUCCUGGGCGUGGACACCACGCAGUUCCACACCUCCCUCGUCGACGGCACCGAGGCCUACUGGCUCAGCCUCCCCUCGGCCUCCCAGGGACAGCUGAUCCCUGUGAUGAGUCAGUGGCGAGGAAAGUUCUGUGUCAAGCUGAACAUCACAAACCCGGGAGCGGUGAGCUGGUUCCUGGACAGGGUGGGAUCCCUGCAGGCCCACUUAGGAAUGGAGUACGUCAUGCUGGAGGGCGGUGAGGGGAAUCUGUUCGAGGAGCAGGCCCUGCGGCCUCCGCAGGUUCUGGGUGGAGACAAGUACAUCACCCACCUGGCUGAUGUGGCCACCAGGAUCGGAGACUCCACCAUCAUGACAGCAGGGACCCGGUCGAGCCACAAGCCGCUGUUUGUGAGGAUGACCCCCCUGCAGUCCGACUGGAGCCCGAUGGGCCUGAGGGCCGUCAUUCCCUCCCUGCUGCACCACACUCUGCUGGGAUACAACUUCCUCAUUCCUGAUGCAGUAGGUGGUUCUCUAUCUGGAGACCUGGUGACAGAUGAGGAGCUGUUCAUUCGUUGGCUGGAGAUCGCAGCCUUCCUCCCCGUCAUCAGCUUCCACACGCCGCCGUGGGUCUGCGGAGAGGACCAGGUGCUAAACCUAACUCGGACCUACAUCGCGAGGCACCAGAGGGACGUGGUACCGCUGAUAGAAAAGUAUGCGGAGGAGUGGCAGAUGACGGGAAACCCCAUCUACCGGCCGAUGUGGUGGCUCAGCCCCAGUGACCCCGUGACCUUCACCAUCGAUGACCAGUUCCUCAUCGGAGACGAGGUCCUGGUGGCACCGGUGGUGGAGAAGGGCGCCGUGCAGCGGGAUAUUUAUUUACCUGACGGGGGUUUCCAGUGGCAGGACAGCCAGAACGCGCAGGUGUUCGACGGGGGGACGUUUCUACAGGAUUACCCCGUGCCUUUGGAGGAGGUGGCAGUUUUCUUACGGAGAAGCUGAGUCACGUGACUGAUCCACGGAGUCACGUGACUGAUCCACGGAGUCACAUGACUGAUCCACGGAGUCACAUGACUGAUCCUGUUACUGUUUGGAAUCAAAUUCUUUAAAAAAAACAAACAAAAACAAACUUGUGCUGUUCUCAAGUUGCACUUUUCCACUAAAGACCAUUGAACCCGUCUCAAGGUUCUGCUUUGAGACGACAUGUAGAAAGAUGUUUUUUUUUAUACUUGCACUUUACAGUUCAAAUUUUGUUUUUGUUAUUUUACCUUUUGUGACAUUUUCUUCUUCCUUUUUUUCUAAAAAAAAAAACGAACAAAAAAAAAGUUAAUCGGUGGUUUUACCUCUUGGCUGAUUUGUUUCCGGACUUUUUCAUCCGUUCUGCUUUUUUUUUUUGUAUAGUUCCGGAGAAAUCUGUGUGUUUACAUGCUGCAUUUCUACAGUCUUUAAGUUUUUUUUAGUCGCUGCUGGCUCUCUUGAUAAGGAGGAACAAAGCAAGCCUCUUGUUUGCUUACAAGAAUCUGAAUCUCUCAAGAAGACCAAAUGAAGAUAUAGAAAGACGGAGGAAGAUGACUGAAAGGGCUUUUUUUUUUUUUCUUUUCUCGAGGAAAAUGCUUACUGGGAGGAAAUUAGAUCACAGAAAGCUGCGUAUGGAGACGGACGCAGCGUCCUGCUCACUCAUUGGAAAGGCUUCUACUUGAACUCAUCAGGCCGGCGGGCUGAUGUUUUUAUGAAUGUACCUCAAGUUAUGGAUCCUCACUGCGUUACGAAGUCAUCUGACACGACAACAACCCACCACCCCAUCGCACAUACUCUCAGACUAGUUGAUCAACAUACCACUGUCGGACACGUCUGAAUGUCCCUUAGUACUGUACACCGGACGAACUUGAGGCCAAGUCACUGUCGUUGUAACUUUGCAUAUAUUUGAAUUUAGACUAGAUUUGACCUUCUUACUAACCUGCUGUAGCGAAGGCUUAUACAUGGGUGGCUCUUCUUUUUGAUUAAUUACUAAAUGACUAAUGAUGUGUUGAUGUGCUCUUUGGUGAGACAUUUUAAAGAAAGCCUUGCUGGCGGAAAAGAGAUUUUAAACGAACCACGUGACAUUCGGGGAAAUAAGCUUAUUCAGAAGCUACUACAAGCAGCCGGUUAGCUGACAUGGGAAACCAGCUAGAUUGGCCCACAGCUAGUAAAUAUAUUCUACAACUCAUUAUUUAUUUCUCAUUCACUUAAAUGUUGGAGUCUGUGACUCUGGUAAACGACUGUUGACGUUUAGCGCUUAGCAUUUUUAGCUAUUUUUUAACCAUCGAUUGAGACGUUAUCAGCCCAUUAAAUGGCCGAUUAUCAGCGCGUCUUAUUCCCUCUAUCUGCUCAGUAAGCUCAUUAUGAUGCAUUCAGGUCAUUAAUAAACCAGCAUCUUGUAGUUGUGUGAAUACGUACAUGCGCUGGACAAAAUGGAGCUCAGUGACAUUUGGUGAACAAGGUGAUCCAUGAAUUAAACCGAGACUGAAUAGAACCAAAUAUCAGAAGAAAAAUGAUGGACGACAGCCAGAAAAUGAGACUUUGUUUAUGGUCUGAGAUGGGACUCAAUCUCAAGUCUCGUGGGUGACUCAUGCCUCCUCCAUCCUUUCCAAACACUAAAUCAGACUUUGUUCCUCCGUAUAUGUAUAAACAGGCUACCGAGUUUCCCCAAAGGUGGCGUCGGUCCUAACCUGCCCAUAUGUGAGGGAAUGAUGUGUGCUGAUAACGUCUAUUGAACAGAGUCACAACAGCCAAACUGGAUCCCAUUGGCCCCUUUUCCCCUUUUCCUGUGUACAAUUACAAAUGUGCUCAAACCUGAGCCACAUCAAUCUAUGCGGGAAACAAACAAACAAAUAGCCGACCAACCAACCGUGAGGACAGAUUUGCUGAAUUUGGCACCAAGUGGACCGAAUUAAAAUCACGUUCAUUAAUCUGUGCGGAAAUACGGAAGCCGAAAGCGGUCAUGGC